Molecule: messenger RNA, 2303 nt
Organism: Daphnia carinata
Lineage: Eukaryota; Metazoa; Arthropoda; Branchiopoda; Diplostraca; Daphniidae
Gene: Ypel
Product: protein yippee-like 2
Exons: 7
Coding region: 467-1033 (188 amino acids)
Source: RefSeq, a predicted model, not a curated record
ACACACACACACGAGGGAAAGAGAGAGCAGGGUGCCUUGGUUCUCUGUUUUUGUUUAUCAUCACCGUGGAGCGAGGAAAGGCUGGAAACGGAUCCACAGUUCACAUUUUCCAGUUUUUUCGGCAAUUUACAAACGUUUGUGGCAACGCGAGAAGACAAAACUUACAUCGCCUAAGAAUAUAAACUGAAAUUGCAAUAAGUUUGUGACCGUGGCCACCAGCAGCAAGUGUUACUCAGUUUGGUGAGACGUUGGCCUCACUCUGGCCAACCGGGGCAGCUGGCUUUGCUGGCCCCCCUCUUUGGGGGUGCGUUGGGAGUUGAGAAUAUUUGGUGCCAACGGUGACAAUAUACCUGCUGCUCAUCCACCUGGUGUUCUUCAAGAGGACAAUAACAGGCAGAACCAGCAACAGUUAGUCAACCGACGCCACCGACGUCAGAGGCAAGCCAUCUUUGCUGCUGCUGGCCCAAUGAGAGACGUUGCGAAUCGCCAAAACAAUAACGCAGUAGUGGCUCAACCGAGGGAUAACGAAGAACCACAAGCACCGGAGCGACAGCAACGACGUCGUUGGAUGGCAAACGGCCAGCACGCCACCUGGUUUCAAGGAAUCCAUUCCAUGGGCCACUCGUUGGGAUCGUCCUCUUCGGACGGGCCGUCUUCAUCGUCAAUGAAAGAUCCGUGCAGAAUGGUCAAAACAUUUCAGGCUUACCUGCCCGAGUGCUGUCACCGGACGUACUCGUGCGUUCACUGUCGCGCUCACCUGGCCAAUCACGACGAACUCAUUUCCAAGUCGUUUCAAGGCAGCCAAGGACGGGCUUAUCUCUUCAAUUCUGUGGUGAAUGUGGGUUGCGGUCCGGCCGAAGAACGCGUCCUGCUCACGGGAUUGCACGCCGUUGCCGACAUUUACUGCGAGAGCUGCAAAACGACGCUCGGCUGGAAAUAUGAACACGCGUUCGAAUCGAGUCAAAAGUACAAGGAAGGCAAAUUUAUUAUCGAACUGGCCCACAUGAUCAAGGACAACGGAUGGGAUUCUUAAAUGAAGACGCAUGGAUUUUUUUUUUUUUCCUUGAGCCUCAUUUCAAAGGGUUUUAUUUCUUCAUUUGCGCAUAGUUUGCGUAAGCCAUUUUAGUUUCAUUUUUGAGAAGGUCGAAUAGGUGUCGUAUUUGCCCAGCUCGUUUCAAGCAGAUUUUUUUUUUUUCGGCGCAUCAUUCUCGAUCUCUUUUGUUCUCUUUCUCUCUAUACUCCUCUCAUUUUAUAAAUUUGACGAGUGGGAGGGAUGUUUGGAUGACCGUCAAACCACUUAACCUCCCCUCCAAUUUUUUCCCCUUAGGUGUUAGGUUUGUUGCGUUAGUUAUUUAGCCCUCCAUUUUAUGUCUAAAAUUACGAGUCUACUGGGGUCCACGAAAUCAGUUGAAUUUCACGACACAAAAUGGCAAGUUGUUUGCCAUCAGUUCUUUUUUUUUUCUAUUUUGCUGUUCUAAUCGUCUUUAAAUGUUUUACUUUUAUUAGACGUUCCCGUUCUCUUUCGUCGCUGCGUAUACCGUAAAUAGUCCACCCCCGUUCCAUCCAUCAUUUUUUAGUUUGAUUCUAAAUUCAAGCAAUUUCACAUUUUUUACCCACCCCAGAGAUAACACGAAUGCGAACUCCUAGUCAUUUAGUCACACAUAUGUCGAUGCCUGGCGCUUUGUCGACUGCUCUUUCUUUUAACCUAACCUCCCCUUAAAAUCGUACGUUCCUAUCUUUAAAGGAUAAGGCGUCGCUUUGAAGAAUCGAAAGUUAAAAUUUAAAAAAAGAAAAGGAAUAAUACUUACCCUUCGCUCCUACCACAAGAAGGUGAACCACUUCCUUUGUUUUUCGAACACACACGUUUUUUUCACGUUGUUAGUUAACCCCACUUCAAAGUCCUAAAUGAGUUUCUAAAUUGAAUUGUUUCAAAUUCUUUUUGUUCACUGUACUUUUCCCGAGUCUUUCACAAACACACUCACCACCUACGUCUCGACAAAUAUUACUAGUGUCUCUCGAUGCGUGUAAGCAGAAUCAAACAACAUCCCACACUAACAAAAAAAACAAAAAAAAAAAACAAUUGGUGACUGGCAUCAUCGCGGACUUAACUUUUUCUUCAAAUUAUUGGGCAUGUUUCAAAGUAAAAACAUGCCGUGCAAAAAAAAGAAAGGAACCUAAAACAAUUCGGGUAAUAAUCGGUGGAUGGGUAGUGUCCUUGUACCUUAUGUCUUUUUACCGUAUAUCGACAUAAGAAAAACUUUCUUUAAUCUGUAUGCAUAAAUAUAUAUUAUAUAUUAUCUUCA